GCCAAGCUACCCUCCCCACCAAAUCAACUCGUAACCCCCUUCAGACCCCCCUCCACUGCCAAGCUUCCCUCCCUCCAAAUCAACUCGUAACCCCCUUCAGACCCCCCUCCACCGCCAAGCUACCCUCCCUCCAAAUCAACUCGUAACCCCCUCCACCGCCAAGCUACCCUCCCUCCAAAUCAACUCGUAACCCCCUUCAGACCCCCCCUCCACCGCCAAGCUACCCUCCCUCCAAAUCAACUCGUAACCCCCUUCAGACCCCCCUCCACCGCCAAGCUACCCUCCCUCCAAAUCAACCCCUAACCCCCUCCACCGCCAAGCUACCCUCCCUCCAAAUCAACUCGUAACCCCCUUCAGACCCCCUCCACCGCCAAGCUACCCUCCCCUCCAAAUCAACUCGUAACCCCCUUCAGACCCCCCUCCACCGCCAAGCUACCCUCCCCACCAAAUCAACUCGUAACCCCCUUCAGACCCCCCUCCACCGCCAAGCUACCCUCCCCACCAAAUCAACUCGUAACCCCCUUCAGACCCCCCUCCACCACCAAGCUACCCUCCCUCCAAAUCAACUUAUAACCACCCAACCCCUCCAUCCAAACCAAUUUUAAGGGACUUGUAAAUAAAAGGGGAACAAUUCAUAUUUGAGGGUUAAUUUAGCAUAAAUAUAUAUUUUAAAUGAGAUUGGGAUUUCCAAAACUGAAUGGAGGGUGUUAUUGCCAGGGUCAAAUCAAAGCAUUGUCAGACUGGAAAUUAUGGAUUUUUUAUGACAAACUAUUAAUUAACAAGAACAAUUGACAUUGUUGUGUAUGCAAAACAGUCUACUCCUAUAGGCUUGUCAGUAGGCUAGCAUAUUUGUUUUUAUAUUCAUGCGUGUGCGUGCGUUUUUACUUACGGGACCUGUUUGUCAACGGGUAGGAUAUUCCUUAUUAUCACCAUAAUGGGAAGUGACAAACGGUAAGCCUAUCAUUCUCUAGACUUUAAAAAGUACUGGGAAAAUCUAUUUAGUCUGUUUGCUCGGUGCUAUCCCAACGGCGCACACCCCCUUCAUGAGAAGUGUUUAUAAUUUAAGGCUGGCGCGCGGGCUUUCCCCAUGGGACGCCAGCGAAAGGUCGCGCGCUGCUCUGUAGCCUACGGAUGCGCUUUCCCCUCCCAACCGGCGUCGCCUCUGCGUGCGGUGACCACACCUGCAACCGGGAAAGUCCGAUAGACCUGCGCACGGUUCAGUGAGCGAGAGGCACACACAAUCACCAUCGGAGGCUCCACAUCGGAGAAAGGAAGUCAGUCUAGCCAGAAUUAUGUUGAUUAUUGAGACUAUACUGUUUCAAACCGUCCUUUCACGCACCAAACGCGCGGCAUAUGGUUUGGAUUUGGAAAUACCUCCCGGCGCAGGAACGGAGAUUUGUGGAGUCGUUCCGUUUCGGGGAUGAAUAGCGACAGGGAAUGUGCCAGCACCACGCACAGGUAUCCAUCAGGCUGCGUUUGGUCCCUGAGCUCUGAGGGUUCAGUGGCAGGGCAUCCUCUCAGAGUGCAGUGGACUACCUGAGCGACCCUGUGAUCCACCAAGAGGACCAGUGAUCCACCAAGAGGACCUGUAAUCAAGUGAGAAGGAACUGUGGUCCGGUGAGGUGUCCAGUGAUCCAUCUGCUGUGAUCCACUGAAGACUCUAUUGAGAUCCACUCAAGAUUUCCAGAGAAAAAGAACGGUGUUCUACUGAGAGUUCCAGUGAUCCAGCUUGUGUCCUGGUAGAGUUCUCUGGUGAGCGUGUCCGUCAGGCUGGGAGGAUCAGGAUGCCAGAGCUGGAGGACUUCCCUCAGUCGCGGGGUGGCCAGCCGGCCGGUCCCGACCCUGCUCAGAUCCAGCGCAGUGUUCUGGAUGAACAGGUGGAGCUGUGGUGGUUCCGGGACCCAGCCAAGUCUCUGCUGUGCUACUGUGUGGCGGUCCUCCUCAUCCUGGGCUGCGGCCUGGGUGGCGUGCUCCUCCUCUCCACCACCACCAGUUUCUCCAGUGACUGGCGCAUGGGAGCGGGCAUGGCCCUGUGUCUCUUAGCCCUGGCCGUCCUCCUCAAACAGCUCCUGAGCUCGGCUGUGCAGGACAUGAACUGUGUGCGGAGUCGCAGGCGAAUCGAUAUCCUGAAGAGCGGAGGGCUGUCGGAUCUGUUAGUGGUUCUCAUCACGGGGCUGUGUCUGGUGGUCUGUGGGGCUGUGCUGCUGAAGCUGGCUUUGGAGCACCACAUGCCCCAGCCGGGCGUGGCCCUGAACGAUAUGUACAUCUCUGGGGUGGUGUUGUUAGCUGGAGGGGGGGCAGCGGUAGUGGGGGUAGGGGUGUAUACAGGGGUGGUGAUGCUGCUGGAGAGGACCAGGCCGGGCCAGAGGUUUAGGGACAGGGCUGUGGGGCUGUUCACUAUCUCUGGACGACACAUGGACCAGGGUAGGAGGGAGACCACCUCUAGCCUGGCUAACCUCAUCUGACCUGACCACCAGAGACAUGGGAUGGGACAGGUAGCCCAGACAGGAGAUGACUGCGACACUCAUAUGGCCCAGAUCUGAUCUGUGGGAGGGUUGGCGCUUAUUGGCCAUUUCUGGUUUGAGGUAUGUGGCUUUGUAGUUUCUGGGCCACGUUUGUUCUGAAUGUGGGCCACAUCCACCUUGCUGUCAGGGAGGGACCAAUGGACAUCACAUUUGAAAAUGGCAUUUGAGCAUAAUGGCCAUCUUGGAAAGCCACUAUAUGUUCAAUGAGUUGUUGAUGACCACAGCACCCCUGUGGUUCUUAAAACAAUGGAAUUUUGCAGGAUCGUGAAAUACAGAGCUGUGGAAUACAGAGCUGUGUCAAUACAUUGUAUUUUUAUGCUUCAAGCAUGGGCCAUUUUAUGAGCCCAGCAGAGCACCAUUCUAUGACGUGGAAUGAAGAGAAUACCUGUGACACUGCACAGACACCGGACACUGAACACAGUGCAGAGAUAAUGAUUCAUAACGUGUCCAAUGUACAAAGCAGCAGGUGAAAAGGCUGCUGUAAGGAAGAAUCAUAUCAUAGAAUAAUGUACCCAGCAUCUCCAAACUUAAUCAAAGUGAUAAAGUGAUCAAUGACACAUUGUCACCUUUUCAUGUCACAGGUUUACAGCAGUGUUGGGUGGUCAAAGGCCUCCAUAAGCAAGCUGUGUCAUCAUUCACUUUGCUUUGCAACGCUUACCAGGAAUCUGAGGAGAACGUCCUGCGUUGUUGCCAUGGUUAAAGGGUACAAUGUGGUUUCAUUAAACAAAGUGUCUAUGUGCUUGGAUGCUGUUCUUGGAUUUAA
Messenger RNA from Salmo salar (Atlantic salmon), 3288 nucleotides. Lineage: Eukaryota; Metazoa; Chordata; Actinopteri; Salmoniformes; Salmonidae. The record is from RefSeq and is a predicted model, not a curated record.